AUGACUAAGCUUCAAUCUGUUCUUGUGGUUGGGGGUUGUGGAUUUUUAGGGCACCACAUUGUUGACCAUCUCUUGGCACGAAAUGACGGUACAAAAGUAUCUGUCAUGAGUCGGUCCAACAAACAGCACCGUCGCUCAGGAGUACAGUACCUAGAAGGAAGCCUACUGGAUGAGAAGUCAAUCCAAUCAGUCUUUGAUGCCGCCAUGCCCCAUGUUGUCAUCAAUACGGUUGCUCCCAUCACCUUUCCUCUCAAAGGGUCGCCGGAGUCGCACUACAAGAUCAAUGUGGAAGGGACAAGCAACCUGCUCCGCGCGGCAACUGCUUGUGAGAGCACCGCGGCCUUUGUCUACACUUCUUCGGCACACAUCCUUAUCGCAACCGACUACAUCAUUGCCAAGGAAUCUGAUCCUGUGGACGAAAGCCCAGAUGGCCGCCGCUAUCCUACUUCCACAAAGGCAGUUGCAGACAAAAUCACUAGAGACUCGAGUAAUGAUCUGCCAAUAGAUGCAGGCGGUCUGCGUACUGCGACUAUCAGACCAUGUGCUACCUUUGGAGAGGACGACUCACAGCUUCUUCCUACUAUGCUCUCACAGCUGGAACAGAACCGCCAGAACUAUCAGAUUGGCCCCAACACUGCAUUCUACGACUUCGUCUAUGUCGGAAACGUCGCAGAAGCGCACAUCAAAGCAGCGGAAGCACUAGUACGAGAGGCAUCAAUUGAGGCAGAGAAGGGAAAGCAAGUCAGUGGAGAAUCAUUCUUCAUCACGAACGACGAUCCACGCCACUUUUACGACUUUAUGAAAGCAGUCUGGCAGGCUAAUGGAUACGAUAUUUCGAAAAUGAACCCAACAAUCGUACCGACUUCAAUCGCUCUCACAUUGGGCAGCGCGAGCGAUUUUGCAGCAUGGGCGUUCACCUUGGGCAACAAGUCAUCAGCAUACCUCUCGAAGGAAGACGUUGAGCACUUGUGUCUGAAUCGCACGCACGAUGUUUCCAAAGCCAGAGGGCUCUUGGGGUAUGUCCCGAUUGUCACGGUUGACGAAGGUAUCAGAAGGGCAGUCAAGAGUUUGUGUUAA
This is a messenger RNA of Aureobasidium subglaciale EXF-2481, 1077 nucleotides long. RefSeq lists its product as uncharacterized. Bases 1 to 1077 code for a protein of 358 amino acids. The record is from RefSeq and is a predicted model, not a curated record. Gene Ontology annotation, molecular function: 3-beta-hydroxy-Delta5-steroid dehydrogenase (NAD+) activity. Lineage: Eukaryota; Fungi; Ascomycota; Dothideomycetes; Dothideales; Saccotheciaceae. The transcript has a single exon. Gene Ontology annotation, biological process: steroid biosynthetic process.